AUGUCUGACAACAAAAGCCAUUACCAGCCGCCGUACCCCGGUACGACCGGCAUCAGCGACCCAUUCGGUGGGAGUGGCCCACAGUACCCCGUACACAGCGAGGAUGUCAAGUCUAGCCCGUUCGGUACGAGCGUGCCGCGCACCACGGCUCCCCCUCCGCCUCCCGAGCAGGCGCAGCCGACGCCGGUGAUUGCCCCGCCGCCCAUGCCUCCCACGAACGUGAAGCCAAGCGAGGAUAUUGAGGACAACAAGGUGCUGAAGGGCAGCCUACCCGGCCAGGUGUUCCACGAGAGCUUCAAGUUUACAGAACCCCCCUCAACGGCUGCGGCCAGCAGCUUCACCGAAUCUACGACGGGUGCGGACAUAAUGGAGAACAUAAAAUCGAUGAAUACCCCAUCGCAUUUCAUCCGCACUUCGGUGAAGGUGCUGCCUUCAAGCGCCACUCUUUUGCAGAAGACCCACGUCCCCCUCGGCGUAGUGAUCAGGCCCAUGGCCCCGCUGUCGGAGGACGACCCCGAGAUCCCGCUGGUAAACUCCGGGUCGGAGUCCAUCACACGUUGCACGCGUUGCCGGACGUAUAUUAACCCGUUCGUCACGUUCGACCGCGGGCGCCGCUUCUGGACGUGUAACAUCUGUGGUGUUGCCAAUGAGGCCCCGGCGCGUUACGCAAACCUCUCACCGGAUGACGAAAACCUGCCCCCCGAGUUGAAGACAGGCGUCGUGGAGCACAUUGCGUCGGCUGACUACAUGGUCCGCCCGCCGCAGGCUCCUACUAUAAUGUUUGUGAUCGACGUGUCCGUUUCCGCGGUCAACAGCGGCAUGCUGGAGGUCGUCUGCCAGACCAUUUCGGACCUCAUCAAGCAGCGUGCUUUGCCCGGCGAUUCCCGCACCAUGGUCGGGAUUAUGACCUACGACACUUCUGUCCACUUCUACCAGACGUCUGGCAACAACGGCAACCCGAACAUUCUGGUUCUUUCGGACCUGGAGGACCUGUUCUUGCCCCUUCCCGGUGGCAUUCUUGUUAACGUCUCGGAGUCUGAAGCUGAGCUGUUGAAUUUGCUUUCGUUGCUGCCUUCAACAUGGAAGAACACCACCGUCUCCGGCAGUUGCCUGGGCAGCGCAACGCGUGCCGCACAUUUCGCCAUGAAGCACAUCGGCGGCAAGAUUUGCUUGUUUACCGCUUCGCCGAGCUACUUCGGCGACUUCUCGCUGAGCGCCAACGCGUUGAGCCAGGCGAAGCCCAGCACGCCAAACCUGCAGCCUGUGGAGAAGUGCAAGGAGUAUGCCAUCAUGGUGUCCAUGGCCCAGGUGUCGAUCGAGAUGUUCGUUUGCACGCCCCAGAGCGUGAACUUGAGUGCGUUGCAUCACUUGGCCAGCGUGACCGCGGGCAACGUACAUCACAUGCCCUUCAAGACACACGUCGGCAACUCGAAGCUUGCUGAGGAGCUGCGCCGCGUGAUCACCAGGGAAACCGGUUGGGAGUCGGUGAUGCGUGUCCGCGCCAGCAAGGGUUGGAAAAUUACAAACUGGUUCGGCCAUUGCCACAUCCGCGGCUCGGAUUUGAUGGUGCUCCCCAACUGCCAUGCUGACCAGACGUUCACGUUGACGUUCGAGCAUGAGGACAGCGUCGUCGUCGCCAAGGUCGCCUACUUCCAGUGCGCCCUGCUGCACACCACCUCCCGCGGCGAGCGCCGCAUCCGUGUCAGCACGUUCGCGAUCCCUGUUAGCGACAACGCCAGCGAGGUGCUUUUGUCAGUCGACCCGGAGGCCGCGGUUCUAACAGCUGCCCAGCUCGCGCUCUCUACUGCUAUAGAGGGCAAGAUGAGUGACGCCAGGACGCAACUGCAAACGCUAUGCGGACGCAUCUCCAGCGCGAUGUCGACAUUGACCUCCAUGCAGGAAGUCACCAGCAAGAUUGUUAUGUACGUGUUCGGGCUGCUCAAGUCGCAGUGCUUCAGCGAGGCUAACAUCCCCGCCGACGUCAAGGUGUACCAUGCGAUGCGCAUGAAAUCCCUCCCCAUCAAGGAUCUGGCGGUGUACUGCUACCCGCGCAUGAUCUGCGUGACUGACCUGGCCAGCGAGAGCGGUGAAAGGGGGGGCUCGUGGCUCCCACCGUCACUCAACCUUACGCACUCGCGCCUCACCCCGGAUUCGGCGUACCUGCUGGAGAACGGAGAGUGCAUGGUACUAUGGAUCGGCAAGAGCGUUUCAACUCAGUGGCUACAGUCGGUGUUCGACGUCCCAUCUCUGGAGUCGCUGAACUGCGACCUGGCCGAGGCGUUCAUGUCUAGUUGCAAGAACCCGGCCGCUGUCAGGCUGGCAUCGAUUGUGCGAGAGAUACGCUCCCAGAGGUCCCCGUACAUGUCUCUGUACGUAACGAGGCAGGGUGACGAAUCUGAGGCGAGAUUCUUCUCAUUUUUGGUCGAAGACAAGACGCCGGGGAUGAUGUUGACUCUUAAUGAGUUCAUCAACUCCAUAACGUUGCGCGUCCCCUUCCGCUUCCAGCUCUCAUAG
This is a messenger RNA of Babesia ovata, 2514 nucleotides long. Its product is annotated as vesicle transport protein. The coding region runs from base 1 to 2514 and encodes 837 amino acids. The record is from RefSeq and is a predicted model, not a curated record. Gene Ontology annotation, biological process: endoplasmic reticulum to Golgi vesicle-mediated transport; COPII-coated vesicle cargo loading; intracellular protein transport. Gene Ontology annotation, cellular component: COPII vesicle coat; endoplasmic reticulum exit site. Lineage: Eukaryota; Apicomplexa; Aconoidasida; Piroplasmida; Babesiidae. Gene Ontology annotation, molecular function: zinc ion binding; SNARE binding. The transcript has 3 exons.